AUGCGACAGACGCAGCUGCUGUCCCGAAGUUGGACCUCAACACUCAAGCUCCCCAAGUCCACAUUCCCCCCACGCGUAUCGCCAGCCGACAGGACCAAAUACCUGAAGCGAAGCACCGACGAGCUCUACGCCUGGCAACAGCACGAACGACCCGCGUCGAAGCCCUUUAUCCUACACGAUGGCCCACCAUACGCAAACGGCGAGCUGCACAUUGGCCACGCACUGAACAAAAUCCUCAAGGAUAUCAUCAACCGCGUCCAGUUGGGCCGGGGGAAGCGCGUGCGCUAUGUGCCCGGGUGGGAUUGUCACGGGCUGCCCAUCGAGCUGAAGGCCCUUCAAGGGUUACAGCAGAUGGGUGUGGCGGAGGAUUCGAUGAGCCCUGCGGUGAUCCGCAAGUCUGCGCGGCAGCUUGCUCGGCAAACGGUCAAGGGGCAGAUGAAGGAAUUCAAAGGGUUUGGAGUGAUGGCGGAUUGGGAGGGCCAUUGGAAGACGAUGGACAAGGCGUUUGAGAUGCGACAGCUGGCGGUCUUUCGGGAGAUGGUUGACCACGGCCUCAUCUACCGCAAGUUCAAGCCGGUGUACUGGUCACCGUCGUCGGGGACUGCCCUUGCGGAGGCUGAGUUGGAAUACAAGGAUAAACAUAUGUCGACAGCGGCUCUGGUUAGGUUUCCACUGGUCGACAUGCCAGCGCAUUUGUCAAAGGACCCGUUGAUUGAGGGAAAGGAAGUCAGCGUGGUUAUCUGGACUACCACGCCCUGGACUUUGCCUGCCAAUGCGGCCAUCGCAGUGAGUGAAUCGCUUGAGUACACCAUCGUCCAGUCUGAGGAACACGGCCUUCUGCUUGUAGCCCAGUCUCGGCUCGAGUACCUCCAGUCCAUGCUAGGCGAGGCGGAGCUUUCGGUCAUUAUUCCUUCAAUCCUGGGAUCGGAACUGGCCGAAAAGUGUACCUAUCGAUCACUUUUCAAGGGCCCAGAAGCCAACUCCCAGCCGAUCAUCGGCGCAGGCUUUGUGACCGCUGACUCGGGAUCUGGACUGGUGCACUGUGCGCCGGGUCACGGUAUGGAAGACUACGAGGCGUGUCUUGCGCGCGGCAUCGAGGUAUUUGCACCCGUUAACGGUGAUGGCAAGUUUACAGAGAAGGCGAUGCCACAUGACCCCACGCGCUUGACCGGCAAGUCUGUCUUGGGAGAUGGCAACCGAGCUGUUCUUGAAUAUGCUGAAGCCCGCGGUCAACUCCUCGCCCAGCACGCAUACGAGCACAAGUAUCCCUACGACUGGCGCUCCAAGCGCCCGAUUAUCAUCCGGGCUACCGAACAAUGGUUCGCCGAUGUGGGUGACAUUCGCGCGAGCGCUCUCCAAUCCCUGGAAGAUGUCCGUUUUGUUCCCGAGGCGGGCAAAUCCCGGCUGGAGAAUUUUGUCAAGAACCGCAGUGAAUGGUGCAUCUCUCGGCAGCGCGCUUGGGGUGUCCCGAUUCCCGCUAUCUAUCACCGGACCACUGGCGAGGCGGUUCUGACCAAGGAGAGCGUGUCUCAUAUUAUGUCUACGAUUGAAGAACGCGGCAUCGAUGCCUGGUGGACAGACAGUGCGGAUGAUCCCGCCUGGAUACUUCCAUCUCUGCGUGAUGACUCGGUAGGAUACCGACGUGGGUUAGACACAAUGGAUGUCUGGUUUGACAGCGGCACCAGCUGGGCGGAGAUCGACGUCCCCCAGGAAGGCCGAAACCACCCAGCCGACGUAUACCUGGAGGGAAGUGACCAACACCGCGGCUGGUUCCAGUCUGGUCUCUUGACCUAUAUUGCCCACCAGCUUGCCUCUGGCAAGACCGAGGGUGCCUCUGCUCCCUUCCAAAACCUUAUUACCCACGGAUUUACCCUUGAUGAGACUGGGCGCAAGAUGAGCAAGUCUAUCGGCAACACCAUUGCCCCGCAGACGAUCAUGGACGGCACUCUUCUGCCUCCUCUCCCGCCACGCAAGGGCAAAGCCAAGAAACAGGCGGAAAACGAAGGUCCGACCUACGACGCCCUGGGCCCUGAUGUACUCCGACUUUGGGCUGCGAGCAGUGACUACACGCGCGACGUAGUGAUUGGCAAGCAGGUGCUUCAGACCGUACACACCAGUCUUCACAAGCUCCGGGUGACAUUCAAGCUGCUGCUCGGUGCACUGGGCGAUUUCCAGCCCGAGCGUGCUUUGCCGUAUCAGGAGCUGCAGCUGGUUGACCGCAUUGCGCUGAAGCAUCUGUCGGACCUGGUGCAGACGACGCAAAAGGCCUGUGAUAACUUUGAGUUCUACAAGGCCGUCAGCACGCUGAACCAAUGGGCCAACCUCCAAUUCUCGGCGUUCUACAUGGAAGCCAUCAAAGACCGACUCUACACGCUGGGCGAGAAUAGCAGCAGCCGACGAGCGGUCCAGACCACUUUGUUCUAUAUCUUUACCCACCUGCAGGAAGUUCUCGCACCCAUCACCCCGCUCCUCGUCGAGGAGACAUGGGAGCACACGCCAGAGGCAAUCCGCUUGCACAACCCCCAUCCCUUGCAGCGGGUCGUCUCUACCCCCGCUCAGGAAUGGCAUGAUACAUCGCUGGACACGAGACAUCUGGAAAUUACCGCAGUGCACUCGGUGAUCAAGCACCUGCAAGAACAAGCCCGACGAAAGAAACAACUCGGCUCGUCGCUGCAAUCAUUCGUGCACGUAGCUCUCCCCCGCGACACAAGCACCUCCACGACCUUCCACGAGCACCUCUCAGAGCUACCGGAUUUGUUUGUCGUGUCCUCCGUGACCCUCGGCACACCCGGCGAGUCCGUCCCGGAGAUAAGCCAGGCGGAGUGGCAGUACGAGCAGGAGUGCGAGCUCCCCGAUGGCCAGGGCACAGUGUACGUGUACGCGCCCCAAGCAUCCAAAUGUGGGAGAUGCUGGCGGUAUGCAGUUCCGGUGGCAAGCGAAGAGGAGAUUUGCCAGCGAUGCGAAGAAGUGGUAUCGGAGCUCGAGUCUGAGUGA
Messenger RNA from Penicillium cinerascens, 2994 nucleotides. Its product is annotated as isoleucine--tRNA ligase ISM1. The transcript has a single exon. Gene Ontology annotation, cellular component: cytosol. The record is from RefSeq and is a predicted model, not a curated record. Lineage: Eukaryota; Fungi; Ascomycota; Eurotiomycetes; Eurotiales; Aspergillaceae. Gene Ontology annotation, molecular function: tRNA binding; isoleucine-tRNA ligase activity; aminoacyl-tRNA deacylase activity. Gene Ontology annotation, biological process: isoleucyl-tRNA aminoacylation. Bases 1 to 2994 code for a protein of 997 amino acids.